Messenger RNA from Amorphotheca resinae ATCC 22711, 349 nucleotides. RefSeq lists its product as hypothetical. The record is from RefSeq and is a predicted model, not a curated record. The transcript has a single exon. Bases 132 to 335 code for a protein of 67 amino acids. NCBI's taxonomy places the organism in Eukaryota, Fungi, Ascomycota, Leotiomycetes, Helotiales, Amorphothecaceae.
UGCCUGGGGGUCGACAGCGAGGCGCCCCACAAGGAUUCCCCGGCGGGUUCCAAUUCUGACAUGGCGCUGAAAAUGACGAACCCUUUCCACAGUCCCACUCUGAGGAGAUCCCCAAUUCCUACGAACGGAACAUGGCGAGCGACGAGGUGUACACGAGGAGUCACAUUUCGGACCAGCAAAUGCUGUGGUUUCGCAAAGUGGGGAUGGGAUUCUUACUCGCUGCUAUCUUCGUUCCCUUUGAUCUUUUAGUAAUCGUGGCCGUCCUUGGGGCAGGAGUGUACAUUUGCAUCCGAGUUGUUCUGUCUCUGUGUCGGAGAAUGAAUGGCGCUCCAUAGAUUGGCGGGAUAAA